AUGACUGAUCGGGAGCUGUCACCGGAAUCCGGCUCCGGUGGGCCAAGCCCACUUUCGGAACACCAUGAUGACCAGCAGUCCCCCGAGGACUCCUCGGUCAAGGCAGAGCAGGGUGACGAGAAUUCCACAGGGUCCAAUCAAACAGUACAGAUGCCCGUUCAAAAACGGCGACGUGUCACACGUGCCUGUGACGAGUGCCGGCGCAAGAAGAUCAAGUGUGAUGGCAAACAACCAUGCACACACUGCUCUGUGUACAGCUAUGAGUGUACUUAUGAUAAGCCUUCCAACCGGAGGCGGAACCCUGCUCCUCAGUACAUUGAGGCCCUCGAGAACAAACUGGCGCGCGCAGAGGCAUGCCUACGCAAAUUUGUCCCGGACGUCGACCUUAAUGACCCGAACCUGGAUCCCGCCGUCCAACAGGAGUUCCAAAAUCGAGAACGACAAAGGCUACACGCUGCAAAGACCCGACAGGAAAAUGCCAAGGAGGCGGAGAAGCAGACGGCCCAGAUCAUGUCCAUGAUCGAGACCUUGGGCCAGUUAGACCUUACAGAAGGCGGUGGAUGGGACUUCCGAGGCACCUCAUCUGGCGCUGUAUUCCUCAGGCGGAUGAAGGACCAUUUCAGGGGCUUACUCGGUUACGAUUACCAGACUACCUUCCUCCCACGACCGACCCAGGUCCCAGGCUUGCUGAAGCUGGACUCGCCGCAGUCGACCACGGCCUCCACUCCUAACGAUUCGAGGACUUCAAACGUUUACGAUUUACCGCCGAAAGAACGCGCUCGUCAAUUGAGCUAUUACACAUUCGAGACAGAAGACAACCGUUUUCUUGGUCUGCUCUACGCAGUGAUGGCCGUGGGUUGUAUGUACAAUAUUGCUGAAGAGGACGUCGACAAUCAGGUGAACUACAGCGAAGCAACAGAGGAAGGGAUGGGUUAUUACACGUCGGCGAGAAUCCUGCUGCAAGACAUUACAGAGUGUCGGGAUCUGACUUCGUUACAGUCCCUACUAUUCUUGAUUCUGUUCCUGCAGGCGACUUCGAAUCUAAGCGCGUGUUAUGCAUUCCUGGGCAUUGCUUUGCGUACUGCCCUCAGGAUGGGUCUGCACCGGCAUCUGCCCAAUGCCAACUUCACUCCCCUCGUAAGCGAGUCAAGGAGACGCAUUUUCUACUUUAUCCGACAGCUAGACAUAUACUGCUCAGCACUCCUCGGAUUCCCGAUCUUGCUUCACGAGGAGGAUAUCGACCAACAGCUCCCUUCAGAGAUUGACGACGAGUUUAUCACUGCGGAAAGCAUCUUGACGCCCCCUCCCGAAACGCCUGGGUCGUUCUUUCAAGCAUUUAAUGCGCAUUCGAGGCUUAUGGAAAUACUCAUGAAGGUCAUCAAAUACAUAUAUCCACUCAAGGGCAUUGAAGAUGCCGUUACGAGUUCGGACAAUGAAUCCAGCGCAACAUACAUGAUUGAAUAUCGACGCAUCAAGGAGAUCGAGGGUGACCUUCAAGUGUGGCAUGAACAACUCCCGCAAAGGUGGCGUCCUAGCGCCGAAGGGCCCAUUGAAGUAAUGCGAGUUCGAACUCUGUUGCGCUUUGCGUACGCCCACGUGCAAAUGAUGCUGUACAGACCAUUCCUACACUACAUCUCCCCGAGGCUGUCAGCCGGCAAAGUCGUCGAUGAGAGCUACUACGCCUGUGCGGCCGCUGGAAUCAGCGUUUGCCGCAAUAUUAUCCACAUAGCGAUGGAGAUAAAAAACCAAGCUCUUGUGGUCGGCCCCUUCUGGUCCAUGCUGUAUACUCAGUUCUUCGCUAUCCUGACGCUGGUUUUCUACACCCUCGAGAACCCAGAUAAGCAAGGCUCAGCAGAGAUAUUUUCUGAAGCAAAUGCUGGACGAGAGAUGAUCGCCAAAAUGGCCCUGAGAAGCCUGGCAGCGGACCGAAUCACGAAAUCUCUGGACACCUUAUGGGACAACCUUCCAGAAUCGGUGAAACAAGGCAAGCCUCGAGCACCUGUCCCGGCCAGCAGAGGCAGCGACACAAGGACAGGAGCCCCGUUAGCGUUUCGGUCUCCAAUGCAGGGUGGCCGCUCCUCCUCGCGAGGCUUCAGCGUGAAUGCUCCUGAACUUCAUGCUUUGGACGUGUCAGGAACAGGGGCAUCUGAUACCGGUGGAGAGACGCCCUCGUCGAGCCACCCAGGCGAAAGUCCCUACAUCCCCCAGCACCGCAACAGCACCAACCAGACAAUGAACCAGAGCCCGAACAGUUUAUAUAAAUUCGACGCGAUGAUGUUCACAUCGGGCGAUCCCUUUGCUUACCCAAAUCAACCUCUUGUCGAGGCACAGCCACAGCAGAUGCCGGUGCCUCCCCAAGCUGACUCGAGUAACUUCUUCAUGGCACCAGGUCUCUACGGUGGAAUAGAAGGGCAGUUGACGGGCCCUCUACCUCCGUACCUUAUGCAACACCCGGCCGGGCAGGCUGGUCUCGACCUAUCGACACAGAUGUACCAAUCACCCAGCUCGCUGGCUGCGCAGCAGUACCACGUGAGACAAGGGCACCACCACCAGCAACAACAACCACAGCCUCACCCCGGCGUGGGCAGGGAAAUGGACGAGAUGAUGACGGAAGCGGGUUUCAGCCGGAACUGGGACAUGUUCAACGGAAACUUCAAGCCGAUGUGA
Messenger RNA from Diaporthe amygdali, 2667 nucleotides. RefSeq names its product fungal specific transcription factor domain-containing protein. The coding region runs from base 1 to 2667 and encodes 888 amino acids. The transcript has 7 exons. NCBI's taxonomy places the organism in Eukaryota, Fungi, Ascomycota, Sordariomycetes, Diaporthales, Diaporthaceae. Gene Ontology annotation, biological process: positive regulation of transcription by RNA polymerase II; DNA-templated transcription. The record is from RefSeq and is a predicted model, not a curated record. Gene Ontology annotation, cellular component: nucleus. Gene Ontology annotation, molecular function: zinc ion binding; DNA-binding transcription factor activity, RNA polymerase II-specific; sequence-specific DNA binding.